Messenger RNA from Neurospora tetraspora, 1596 nucleotides. Its product is annotated as CWC16 protein. The record is from RefSeq and is a predicted model, not a curated record. NCBI's taxonomy places the organism in Eukaryota, Fungi, Ascomycota, Sordariomycetes, Sordariales, Sordariaceae. Bases 306 to 1280 code for a protein of 324 amino acids. Gene Ontology annotation, biological process: mRNA splicing, via spliceosome. Gene Ontology annotation, cellular component: U2-type catalytic step 1 spliceosome. The transcript has 2 exons.
GCUUAUCCGACCCAGCAACAACCUAACGACCUUACCUUUCCGCUUCCCUUUGCCGAAUUUCCGACUUUCAACGACAUCCCUUUGUCGAGUUUCACGAGUUUCACGACACCAAACGUCUGUCGCGCGAUUUACACCCGCCUCAACACUCCUAGAACGCUACUAGCGCCUAGCAUCUCGCACCACCUACAUAUGCUUCGCACUCGCUGUUCACCAAAGUGACCAACGAAACACUCGAUCUUUCGACCUUAAUUAAAUCAUCAACAACAACCCCAACCAAAUCCACCCCCUGACCAACCACCCUCAAAAUGUCCGAACGCAAAGUCCUAACCAAAUACUACCCCCCGGACUUCGACCCCUCCCUCGUCGGCCGCUCGCGGCAACCCAAGCAAACCGGCCCCAAAGUCCAAACCGUCCGCCUCAUGGCCCCCUUCUCCCUCCGCUGCUCCUCCUGCGGCGAAUACAUGUACAAAGGGCGCAAGUUCAACGCGCGCAAGGAAACCCCGGCCGACGAGCGCUACCUCAACAUCCAGAUCUACCGCUUCUACAUCCGGUGCACGCGCUGUUCGGCCGAGAUCGUGUUCCGGACCGAUCCCAAAAACCAGGACUACGCUGUCGAAAAGGGCGCCAAGCGGAAUACGGAGCCGUGGCGCCGCGGGCUGGAAGGGGAAUUGGAGGAGACGGAUGAGCAGAGACUGGACAGGAUUGAGAGGGAGAUGGCGGAUGAGAAUGGGGAGGGGGCGGCUGCUGCAGAAGAAAGAAAUGCGAUGGCGGAGUUGGAGCAAAAGACGGCUGACGCCAAAAGGGAGAUGGCGGUUGCGGAUGCGUUGGAUGAGAUUCGGAGUCGGAAUGCGAGACUCGAAAAAGCGCAGAGGGAAGGGGGGGUGGAUCUUGAGAGUGUACUUGGUGGGAGGGGAUUGAGCGAGGAGGAGGAGAGGAGGAGGAGGGAGGAGGAGGAGGAUGCCGAGGCGGCGAGGAAGGCGUUUGAGUUUGCGAGGUUGCAGCAGAAGCUGGAGGAAGGGCCGGCGGAGGACGAGGUGCUGGGUCUUCCGGGUGUACCUGGGUCGGCGGUGACAAAUGGGGAGGGCUCGUCUGGUUCUUCUUCCUCCAGUGCUGCUGCUGGUCCGUCAACAACCUCGUCGGCGGCAGCCGCGGCUACGGCUUCGAACCCGACAUCAGCCGCUGCGACCGAUAUGCCGCCUCCCAGUUUCAAGCGACAGGUCAAGAAAAAGAAGGAUCACUCGGCCUUGCUUGGUAUCAAGAAGAAGCAACCCCUGGUCUGAGGAAACAAACCGGGCGGAAGUCAGGAUACCUUGAUUUGAAAUUCUCGGCGUCAGUACGUCAGGGUGUGGAGAGGCUCCAUGACUCCCAGGAUGAAUUGCAGAGAUUGCAGAUUGUCGAAUGCUACGAGGGGCGGUCCGCUACGGCCAUUCUUUGAGCCUUCUAGUGUACAUCGCAGCGAACAUGAUCGACGUGGAGAUGCAUGUUGAUACCCAAUAGAGCAAGCAUGGUAGCGCAACUCGUGUUUUCACAUCAUCUUUCAGGACACGAUGAACCGCAGAUCAUGAAUGAGUAUUAAUCAUCAAUCAUUCCGGGAAA